AUGAGAGAAUGUAUCAGCAUUCAUGUUGGUCAGGCCGGCGUCCAAAUUGGCAACGCCUGUUGGGAGCUGUACUGUCUGGAGCACGGAAUUCAGCCCGAUGGCCAGAUGCCGAGCGACAAGACAAUUGGAGGUGGCGACGACUCCUUUAACACUUUUUUCAGCGAGACUGGUGCAGGUAAGCAUGUUCCUCGAGCCGUCUUCAUCGACCUUGAGCCGACCGUCGUCGACGAGGUGCGCACAGGCACGUAUCGCCAACUCUUUCAUCCGGAACAACUGAUCACCGGCAAAGAGGAUGCUGCCAACAACUACGCGCGGGGGCAUUACACCAUUGGCAAGGAGAUUGUGGACCUUGUGCUUGAUCGGAUUCGAAAGUUGGCCGAUCAGUGCACAGGAUUGCAGGGAUUCCUUAUCUUCCAUUCAUUCGGUGGAGGCACGGGAUCUGGUUUCACUUCACUGCUGAUGGAACGACUCUCCGUCGACUACGGAAAGAAGUCAAAACUCGAGUUUUCAGUCUAUCCAGCACCACAGAUUUCUACUGCUGUAGUAGAGCCGUACAACUCCAUCCUGACCACCCACACCACGUUGGAGCACUCAGAUUGCGCCUUCAUGGUGGACAAUGAAGCGAUCUAUGAUAUUUGCCGCCGCAAUCUGGACAUCGAGAGGCCGACCUAUACCAAUUUGAAUCGAUUGAUCGGCCAGAUCGUCAGUUCUAUCACCGCCUCUCUUCGUUUUGACGGCGCGCUUAACGUUGACAUCACAGAGUUUCAAACCAACUUAGUGCCAUAUCCUCGCAUUCACUUUCCCCUGGCCACGUAUGCGCCCACUGUCUCUGCUGAAAAGGCCUAUCACGAACAGUUGAGCGUAGCUGAGAUCACCAAUGCCUGUUUCGAACCUGCCAACCAAAUGGUCAAGUGUGAUCCUCGACACGGUAAAUACAUGGCCUGCUGUAUGUUGUAUCGGGGCGAUGUUGUGCCAAAGGAUGUGAACGCGGCGAUUGCCACAAUUAAGACGAAGCGAACAAUUCAAUUUGUCGACUGGUGUCCCACCGGAUUCAAGGUGGGCAUCAACUACCAGCCCCCCACUGUAGUGCCAGGCGGCGACUUAGCCAAGGUGCAGAGAGCGGUCUGUAUGUUGAGCAAUACGACUGCAAUAGCAGAAGCCUGGGCCCGUCUUGAUCACAAAUUUGACCUGAUGUACGCAAAACGUGCAUUUGUGCACUGGUACGUCGGUGAAGGUAUGGAGGAGGGCGAAUUUUCAGAGGCUCGGGAGGAUUUAGCUGCUCUUGAAAAGGACUAUGAAGAGGUCGGCGCUGACAGUGUGGAAGGAGAAGGUGAAGAAGAGGGUGAAGAGUAUUAA
Protopolystoma xenopodis is the source of this 1356-nucleotide messenger RNA. Lineage: Eukaryota; Metazoa; Platyhelminthes; Monogenea; Polystomatidea; Polystomatidae. The record is from the annotation of a GenBank genome assembly.